AUGGAACCAAUCAAACAACGUUCGAUGGUUCUACUUCGCUCUAUGUUCAACGCAAAGCACACCAUCACGGGGAGUCCACGGGUCUUCCAGACAGAGACUUACCUAAAUCAAGAGGGCGGCAUCACUAUUGAGGGUGGGCAAAUGGGUCUUACCCUCAAGCAGUAUGUAGAUCGCCUUCGCGAUGACGGCUGGAUUACGGUCCCCACAAUGUCUUCAGCCAAGCCAGUUGGGUUUGGCAAAAAGCGUACGGGCCCUCCCCCAGUAACCGUUAACUUUGAGCUGUUUGUUCUGAUGAAAAUGUAUACCAAACGGAUUGAAUUAUCGGAGGAGGAUGGUCGACCAUCUGGGAAGCGUCGUGACCGGUCUGAGUACCUGGUUGCAUAUAGCACCGGACACGGGCCUUCCAAGAUCGCUCGUCAACAAAAUCCCAUUCAGUCCUCAUUUUCGCUUCCCCCUGCAGGAACUAUGAGGACUGUUCCAACUUCUACCAAGGCGAAGUUUCAACAGUCUUGCUGUGUUCAACUGACUCCCUUGGGCGACCCGGUUAUUCAAAACGAGAGGAUGAUCACAGGCUUUAUUUCGGACGUACAUGUUGCGCAGGGCUCAAUGAAGGUCGUGCACGAGAAGGACGCUGGGUUGCGAAGAGGUUCUUCAAAAUCCGAGAGGGCCAAAACGAAUUGGAAAGCAGUGCGCAACCUUUCGCUUGCUCGCGGAAAGGCGAUGCUCGAGCUGUUCUACGAGCGAUGUGAAGAGAAGGGUGUCGAUGCCUACCUCUAUCUUUCCUUCGCGAAGGGCCUUCUGUUGCAGGAGAUUGGAAAACACUCACCUGCUUCUGGCCAGUUAUGCGAUUCUGAGACAGACCAUGAUGGACAGGAGGUCAUCGGUAUUAAGUGGCUCGCUGAGGAGCGUCACUUAAGCCGCCGUAUUGUGCGGUUCUGUGGCACGAUGCAGCACCAGACCACCAGGACGGACUUAGCGUAUCAAACCGUCCACACCUUCAAUCAUUUCGUGUACUUACAUACAAACCGACAGCUCAUUUUUGCUGAUUUGCAAGGAACACCGACUUCUGUCAAGCUGGCUAGCGGCGAAGUCGUAGAGGGAAUGAUGUUGUUUGAUCCUAUGACCCAUACCAUUAAUCAUGGCUCUGGAAUCGGAGAUUUUGGACAAGAGGGCAUUGACACCUUUGUUGAGCAACACACCUGUGGACCACUGUGCCGUGCCUUGCACUUGCUCGACUCAGACGGCUCCGAUGUAAAUGCCCCUAAAGCAACCGAUACUGAGGAGUCAGAAGAUGAGGCGCAAGACAACGAUUAG
This is a messenger RNA of Coprinopsis cinerea okayama7#130, 1314 nucleotides long. Its product is annotated as atypical/Alpha protein kinase. The transcript has 9 exons. Bases 1 to 1314 code for a protein of 437 amino acids. Gene Ontology annotation, molecular function: ATP binding; protein serine/threonine kinase activity. Gene Ontology annotation, biological process: protein phosphorylation. NCBI's taxonomy places the organism in Eukaryota, Fungi, Basidiomycota, Agaricomycetes, Agaricales, Psathyrellaceae. The record is from RefSeq and is a predicted model, not a curated record.